This is a messenger RNA of Penaeus indicus, 1809 nucleotides long. RefSeq names its product phosphorylated adapter RNA export protein-like (gene Phax). The record is from RefSeq and is a predicted model, not a curated record. Gene Ontology annotation, biological process: snRNA export from nucleus. The transcript is spliced from 9 exons. The coding region runs from base 59 to 1372 and encodes 437 amino acids. Gene Ontology annotation, cellular component: nucleus. NCBI's taxonomy places the organism in Eukaryota, Metazoa, Arthropoda, Malacostraca, Decapoda, Penaeidae.
UGUUUACAUCGCGUCCGCAGGAGCCUCGGCCGAAGACCCGUUUGAAAGGCGCCGCAAUAUGGACAAAAAGGAGGAGGGGGAGAUUUCCGAUGACAAUGAGGACAGUUUCGAUCUGGUAUACAAACCUGUGUCUCGUCCUGAUGCAUCCCAGUACCGCCAUGCCCCUCGUCACAUGCCCUCAAGUGAUGAAGAAUAUUCUUCAGACUCGGACUCAGACGCACCAAGCAUCCCCAAACGGAAACGACCAAACAUCAGUAAGAUGGAGACCAGCGCAGUUGAAAGUCACGACCCCAAAGGAUGGACAGUAGGAAGUGGAGAAUUAGAAGCCAGACACAUCGCCAAACCCAAACGCAGAAAUAACAUUUGGUCGACAGUCAUGGAGGAACAGGUUUUGUCACAAGAAAUUGGUGGUUUUGGCUUGAAGCGCAGACUAGACCAGGGCGACAGAAGUGUCGAGUCCUACGAUUAUUCCCAGGCUCUCAGAGUGCAUGGUAUUGAGCCAGAAAUUUCAGAUGAAGAAGAAACGGAAGAACUGAAGAAAAAGAGAAUGGACAGAAAGCGCCACGUGAAGGAGCGCCUCGGCUACAGAAAGCCCAAGACGGAGGGCUCACCGCGGGAGCUGGUGGAAGUGAGUCUGGAGGACGACAGCAUGACGGACGAGGAGGUUGGACUCGCCAUUGCCGAGGGUCUCCACGAGAGGAAGCCAGAACUCAUAGUGCGCGUGGUGGAGGUCUUGGGACGCGAAAAGGCCCUUGAGCUUUACAAAGAGACGCAGAAAGUGGAGCGCGAAGGGGGCCUCAUGAUCCUGAAUGGGUCAAGAAGAAGAACCUCAGGCGGUGUGUACCUCCAGCUGCUGAAGAAUGUCCCGACCGUGGGCAAGGCGGAACUCACCAAGAUCUUCCCGCAGGAGGAGUCAACGCAGCAGUGGAGAAAGCGCAAGAGAGCACACCGCAAGCGAGAGAGACAUGAGUCUAAGCCACAGGGUGAGGACGUGAGUGAAGAGGGGCUGCACUUGGGGGGCCUCUUUUCCGAUGACCCAGGGGGCGCCAAGUGCCCUGGCUCGACCCCAGUGACCUCCCCACAGCCUUCAGACAAUGAGGAGGAGGACCUGGCUGGAUCCACGAUCAACCGGUUGUCCCCGUCAGCCCUCGCCGCAGAGCCACACUCGCCGCACUACGACUCCCUGGCCCCCAGUGAGAACCCCUUUGCCCCUGCCCCUCCCUCCGACUUCAACGGGAAGUAUGCGAGUGCUGCUGCUACGCCCACGCCCGUCCCACCCGCUGCCGCCCACCCCCCAGAGAGGCCCACAGAGGUGUAUGAUGACGAUUUCCUGGACAUCCACGGCAAUGCAGAUGAGAUGGACCUCUUCUAAAGCCGGCCUCGGAAGUCCAGUGUAUUUUCUUCCUUUCAAUUUUUUUUAUUUAUUUAUGUUAUUAUUCUUAUUUUUAAACUUUUUAGGCUUUCCAGUAUUUUAUUAAUUUUUUAUUUAUUUUUAAUUAUUUUUUCUAUUUGAUAAACUCAACUGUGAUGUGAAACCAGUCUUGAGCCUUCCGCAUGUGUCAGAGUUCUUGAAAUGUCAUAGAACACAGUGUCCAGUUUUCAUUUGGUCUUAGUCAAAGGCUCAACACUCAUUGACAGUGAGCAUUAACUGUUAUAUUCAGCAUGUUGAAACAGGUCCCCAUAACAUGUAUAUGAGAGGUACAUUCUAUUACAUGAAAGCUCAUGUAUCAGACACACACACACACACACACACACACACACACACACACACACACACACACACACACACACACACACACACACACACAC